This is a messenger RNA of Sphaeramia orbicularis (orbiculate cardinalfish), 4402 nucleotides long. RefSeq names its product kirre like nephrin family adhesion molecule 3a (gene kirrel3a). The transcript has 16 exons. Gene Ontology annotation, cellular component: plasma membrane; cell-cell junction. Gene Ontology annotation, molecular function: cell adhesion molecule binding. The record is from RefSeq and is a predicted model, not a curated record. NCBI's taxonomy places the organism in Eukaryota, Metazoa, Chordata, Actinopteri, Kurtiformes, Apogonidae. Gene Ontology annotation, biological process: synapse assembly; cell-cell adhesion. The coding region runs from base 272 to 2596 and encodes 774 amino acids.
GUCAGAGCGAGCAAGCAUGGGGAGCCAGAGUAGUAAAGCAAGCCUGAUGCACGCAGAGUGAGCAGCAAGGAAAAGAAGAGAGACACUUCACAGCAGUGAGGACUGAAGACUAAUUCAGUCUGAGAGAAAGAAAAAAGGAGGGCGCAAGAAGACUCUGAGAAGAGCAGCUGAGGGACGAAGCUACAGUGUGUCAACUCCACACACACUCUUCGCAUCCCAACUGUUAAUCUUGCAUCUCGGCAUCUCGUAACAAGAAGACAUCUGUACAACAAUGAUAUCCUGGCUUCUUCUUCUUCGUCUUCUUCUGUGCUGCUUUGCCAACACGGGGAGCGCCGCUGUGUUCACCCAGCAGCCCACGGACUUGGUGGUGGUAGCGGGACAGCCGGUCACACUGCCCUGCUCCAUCCCGGGUUACCAUGGCAUGGUUCUGUGGCUGCGUGAUGGGAUGGCCCUGGGUGUCAACAGGGAUCUGUCAGGCUAUCCACGAUAUGACAUUGUUGGAGACCACAGUAAAGGAGAAUAUCACCUCCUGAUCCAGAGAACAGAGAUACAAGACGAUGCUUUCUUUGAGUGUCAGGCGAUCCAGGCGGCGAUUAGAUCACGACCUGCCCGUCUCACUGUUCUGGUUCCUCCUGACGACCCUGUAAUAGUGGGCGCUCCGGUGGUGAGUUUACGCGCCGGAGACCACCUCAACUUAACAUGUCACGCCGACAAUGCCAAACCCGCUGCCUCCAUCAUUUGGAUACGCAACGGCCUGGUCCUGAGUGGGGCUAUGUACUCUAAGACCCUGCUGCGGGACGGUAAGAGGGAGAGCACCGUCAGCACACUCUAUUUGUCUCCCUCCAACAUCGAGUCAGGUCAGCAGAUCACCUGCCGAGCUUCAAACAAAGCAGCGCCCAAUGGAAAAGACGCCACGGUCACUAUUGACAUCCAGCACCUGCCCAUUGUCAACCUCACUGUGGAGCCUCAGCCCGUCCUGGAGGGAAACCUGGUCCGAUUCCACUGUGCCGCCAAAGCCAACCCACCCGUCAUCUACUACAGGUGGGCCAAGGGAGGAAGCGUAAUCCCGGAUGUGUCAGGUGACACCUACGAGGUUCUGGUGGAUCACUCUUUCUUCACUGAGCCUGUAUCCUGCGAAGUCACCAACGCACUGGGAAACACUAACAUCAGCCGGAAUGUGGACGUCUACUUUGGUCCGAGGAUGGCGGCGGAGCCUCAGUCUCUGCAGGUGGACCAGGGAUCAGAUGCUGUUUUCAGCUGUGCUUGGACUGGAAACCCAUCUCUGACUAUUGUUUGGAUGAAACGAGGCUCCGGAGUGGUGCUUAGCAACAAGAACACUCUGACACUGAAAGCGGUAAAGCAGGAGGAUGCUGGGAAGUAUGUGUGUCGGGCUGUGGUCCCUAGAGUGGGCGCCGGCGAAAAGGAGGUGUCGCUCACGGUGAAUGGUCCUCCCACUAUCUCUAGCACCCAGACCCAGCAGGCGCUCUAUGGAGAGAAGGGUCAGAUCAAGUGUUUCAUCCGCAGCACCCCCCCUCCGGACCGCAUCGCCUGGUCCUGGAAGGAGACGGUGCUGGAGUCGGGGACAUCAGGGCGCUACACGGUGGAGACAGUGAGCACCGAAGAGGGAGUGAUCUCCACGCUGACCAUGAGUAACAUCGUCCCUGCUGAUUUCCAGACUAUUUACAACUGCACAGCGUGGAACAGCUUUGGCUCUGACACCGAGAUCAUCCGCCUCAAAGAACAAGAGACUCUGAGGCUGGCUGUCAUCAUCGGCGUGGCGGUGGGCGCUUUCCUCGCCCUUUCCAUCCUGUUGGGGACGCUGGGCGCCUUUUGCUGCACUCGAUUCCAGAGAAAGGAUGUCCAUCUGGUCAUGUCGUCCUUGCCUGUGUCCCUUUCGCGCCAGAGAGAUGUGAAAACAGAGAAUCUCAAAGGAGUGGUUUCAGCAAAAAAUGACAUUCGGGUGGAGAUUGUCCACAAGGAUCACAAUGCAGCGAGGGAGAGCGAGGAGCAUACGAGCAUCAAGCAGAUGAUGAUCGACCGUGGUGAGUUCCAGCAGGAGCCGGUGCUGAAGCAGCUGGAGGUUCUCCAGGAGGAGGAGAAGGAGUUCCAGCAUAUCAAGGACCCCACCAACGGCUACUACAGCGUCAACACCUUCAACGAGCACCACACCACACCCACCAUGUCCCUGGCCACCAGUCAGACUCCCGACGUAGUCCGAAGUCCCCCGGCUGGAACUAUGACUAUCGGUAAGCAGAGGGUGCCCACCGGUAUGUCCUUCACCAACAUCUACAACACCCUGGGCGCCGGCCCCAACCGCCUCUACGACUACAGCCAGCGCUUCGUCCUCGGCAUGGGCAGCAGCUCCAUCGAACUCUGCGAGCGGGAGUUCCAGCGGAGCUCGCUCAGCGACUCCAGCUCCUUCAUCGACACGCAGUGCGACAGCAGCGUCAGCAGCUACAGCAAGCAGGACGGAUACGUGCAGUUCGACAAGGACAGCAAGACCUCGGCCUCGUCUUCCUCUCACUACUCCCAGUCGUCCUCCCAGAACUCAGACCUCACCAGGCCUCUGCAGAAACGCAUGCAGACCCACGUCUAACGGCUGCUGGGGCCUGGACCGAGACGACGAGGACGGAAGGAGACGUUCAAGGAGCCAUCUUACCUACAUACUGAGAAGCCUUUGCAGUACUCGACUGGUAUUCCAAUAAAGGGACAUAAAACAGUUUGUAGUCGACUUUUGACUUUAAAACACCUGGAUGAAACAGCUGGAAUCAAAGUGCAACAUCGUAAUCAUGAGCCAAGUUAAAAAAAAAAAAAAAAAAAAUCCAUGACAAUCAUUUGUCUGCUUUUGCUCAUAAUUGACAAGAAACACAGUUGUUUGCUGCUGUCCCUUUUUUGUACUUUAAAGACUGCCUUGACAUUUGCACCCAUAGGUGCAAAGUAAAGAAAUGGUAAGUUAUGGUAAAAGGAUCAAAAAGAAAAAAAGAAAAUCAGACAAAAAAAUGAGCAGAUUUUGUAUUAAUGAGAAACUCUGGCUGCUGUGAGCUCAGCUCCCCUUCUGACAUUUGAGCGCCGAGGCUAUUGUUAAAAUCUGAAAAUGCGAGCGCAGUGAAGGAGAAAACAAUGUGAGCUGGCACAGCAGCAACUGUUGGAUGUCACUCAUUUCCUGUACAUGUGUUACCACAACACCUUGGUGACUUUUAACUUUUCCUGCUUUAGAAAACGGGGUCUCUUUUGUAUAAUGUGCUGUACAUUGUUUUUGGCUCUUUAAUGGCUCUUCUUUUUUGAACAUUGUGACAAUUUCUUUGCCUUUUUUCGGUGUAUGCUUUUGCAAAGGAUCAUUCCUCAUGAACUGAUCACAGAAUGCAUGGAGAAGAGGACAUGCCAUCUCGUCACACAAAGCCAACUCUCAAAGGACGCUUUUGUUCCAUCACCUGCUGCUUUUCCGAGUUAUUAUUUUUCCGUUUCCCUCCUGAAAGGACCUUACGAUGUUUACAAAUGUAGCGCAAGGGUAUUGAGAUCUGUACUUUUCCCAUUUAAUGUGAGACACUUGCAGCUUGUGUGUGUACUGUAUCUCUGGAAAAGCACUUUCUAGCUGCCAGAGCAGGUUUCUCAUUUCCAUAUUUGGCUGAUAUCGUGUUGUUUACACUAGCGCUCUGUAAAACCCAGCAUUUUGUGUACUGUGAUUUGACUACUGAAUGACAAUGGGCGAAGUUAAAGUGAGGUCCUUGCCGUCUGAUAUUUCUUAGCUUCCAGAGACUUUGAUGCUCACUGUUUUAAGUGAGCCAGAACGCUAGAGCUGGUGACAAAAGGCUAUCAUUAGUUUGAAGCCUAACAAUUAGACCGCUGCUCUCAAGAACAAUGGCUAAAAAAAGAAGGAUGAGCAAACACGUGUACUGUCACAAUUAUCAGUUUGAGCACUUCUAUGAGGAAAUUAAGAUAAGCCUAUAUGCGAUGAUUAUGAGUGUCUGGGGUGGUUAAAUGGCCUAUCAGUCAUAGCAGCCGCACAAUAAAAUUGCGCUGCAACAACCACCUCAGAUCUAAAGGGCAAUCAGCCAAUCCAAAUGACAGACAAGUCCAAUAUGACACAGCUGACAAACGCAAAUAAUACCGUUCAGGAUUGUCUCGGAGGGAAGUGAAGAAAGCACAAAGUGGUACAUUGCAUAGCUACUCACGUUCUACAAAUGACUAUAACUGAAUAGCAUGGGUUGAUGUACUGUCAUUACUAAGCACUUACAAGAUGUAUUAGGCUCACUUUUACUGUGUAAUAAAUGAAUCUCAUCACUGUCAUUUUGGGGAAUCUUACCUUACAUUUGGGAGUUUCUGUUGUAGACAUGACAUUACUGUACAGAAAGGAAGAUUUUGUGCCAACGUUGUGUUUUGAUUAAAGAAAACAAUAUACCUC